CCUAUACGCACACUAGUAUGAAGACCUCAUUAUCCCUACUAGCAGGCUUGGCCCUUAUGGGCAUGUAUUUGCAGGAUGGUGUGGCUGCAGCAGCCACGGACCAACAAGGAAGCAAUAUCAAUAUUGAACUUGCGCAAAAGACAGGCCAAGUCAUGAACACACCUGCUCGACUCCAAAAAGCUUUGGCAAAGUACAACUUAGAGAGCCGUGUGUCUCCUUCACGACUGAAUAUGGCUGCAUCCACCAUUGAUUUGUCUAGUGUACAUGUGGAUGUCGAGUAUGUUGGCACAAUUGGCGUCGGUAACCCACCACAGCUUUUCCAAAUGGAUUUUGAUACAGGCAGUGCCGAUAUCUGGAUCCCCCAUGUAGGCUGUGCCCACUGUGGAAAGCAUCCUUUGUUUGAUCCCGCCGACUCAUCCACGUUCUCUCAAGACACAAACCAAACGUGGGGCCUUCGCUAUGGUGAUGGUUCCGGUGUUCAAGGUAUUAUCGGUCGGGACACUGUUCACUUGGGCGAGCUGUCCUAUCCAGAUCAAGUCUUGGGAUUGGUCCAAGGCGAAUCGGUCGAUUUGGCCAUGGAUCCUGAAUUGGAUGGCAUUUUUGGCCUGGCGUAUGCUCCCUUGGCGUUCACGGGCCAUAAAAAGUCAAUUGUUCAAGGCAUGCAGGAUAUGGGUGUGAUUCCUUCAGCUUCUGUGGGUGUAUAUCUUGGCCGCGCUCGUGAUGGUGGCAAGGGUGAAUUGGUAAGCUUUGGCAAACCCAAUCCAGCCCACUAUGAAGGCGAACUCAAAUACGUCCCGGUCACUGAAAAGAAGUUCUGGCAAGUCGCGUUGAACGGACUCAAGAUCAACGGCCAAGAAACACUCUCUAAGCCUAUUGAAGCCAUCAUUGAUACUGGUACCACACUUAUCAUCCUGCCUUCUGAACUUGCCGAAACCAUCCAUGCAACCAUCCCAGGCGCUACAUUUAGCAGCAUGUAUGGCUGGCGUAUGCCUUGCGACCUCAAGGCCAGUGCAGCCGGCGAUGCUGAAGUUACAUUCACUCUUGGCGACCAUGAUUUCUCCUUGCGUGCAAGUGAACUCGUCCGUGAGCGCGCAUCGCCAUCAGAGGAAGGGGAUGUCAAAUUGUGCUAUUCCGGUAUCGCAGAGGCCAAGACCCCCUUAAUUAUCAUGGGCGACACGUUCUUGCGCAGCUAUUAUUCUGUGUUUGACUUUGAUAAGGAUGCUGUAGGUCUGGCACCUGCCAAGCCCUAA
Molecule: messenger RNA, 1250 nt
Organism: Zychaea mexicana
Lineage: Eukaryota; Fungi; Mucoromycota; Mucoromycetes; Mucorales; Lichtheimiaceae
Product: aspartic peptidase domain-containing protein
Exons: 4
Coding region: 18-1250 (410 amino acids)
Biological process (GO): proteolysis
Molecular function (GO): aspartic-type endopeptidase activity
Source: RefSeq, a predicted model, not a curated record